Messenger RNA from Lipotes vexillifer (Yangtze River dolphin), 726 nucleotides. RefSeq names its product transmembrane protein 278 (gene TMEM278). Gene Ontology annotation, cellular component: plasma membrane. The record is from RefSeq and is a predicted model, not a curated record. Gene Ontology annotation, biological process: negative regulation of canonical Wnt signaling pathway. Gene Ontology annotation, molecular function: PDZ domain binding. NCBI's taxonomy places the organism in Eukaryota, Metazoa, Chordata, Mammalia, Artiodactyla, Lipotidae. The transcript has 4 exons.
AUGAGUGAGCAGGAGAGGGAGACAGAGGAGGAUGAGGGAGGGGGCGCUUCAGACACGGCACCCAUGCUGCCCCGAAGGCUUCCUGACCGCCAGGCCUCAGACCUGAUGUCCCCAGGGUGGGCAGGCCUGGCUGCCCAAGGCCUGGGGGUCCUGCUGCUGCCGGGUCGGGCCCUGGCUGGGCUCGUUCUCCAUCUGCUGCUGCCCGCAGCCGUGUUCCUGCUGCUGCUGCUGCCCGCAGCCACCACUGUGUACCUGGGAUUCCUGUGCCACUCGAGGGUCCACCCGGCGCCCCGCCCCGCGUGCCGCGCGCUGCUGUCCGACCGCGGCUCCGCGGCGCUCAUCGUGUCGGGAUUCCUCUCGCUGCCUCCGCUGCUGGUGCUCGCCUUGGCCGCCCGCUCCCGCCUGGCCCGACGCCUCCGCUCGCUGCUGCCGCCCCCGACCUGGAGUCCCGGACCCCGCCGCCACCCCGACGGGGAGGAGCAGCUCUAAUCCCGGAGUUUGGCCUCAGCCCUGGGCCCCUCACUGGGCAGGGCCUAUGGGGACAGCUGUAUGCCCAGCAUGAUCACACUGGACAGGCCUGAACCAGCCAUCCUCAGCUCCUAUGCCUCUUCCUCUAAGAAGCCAGGGACUCCAAACACUGAGGAGCCAAGGGCAGCGGGCCUAGGGAUGACCCAGCUUGGUGGCUCCCUGCUCGGCUCCUGGCUGGGGUCUGGGGGCAGGGGAUAG